This is a messenger RNA of Vicia villosa (hairy vetch), 834 nucleotides long. Its product is annotated as chitinase 1-like. The coding region runs from base 1 to 834 and encodes 277 amino acids. Gene Ontology annotation, biological process: carbohydrate metabolic process. The record is from RefSeq and is a predicted model, not a curated record. NCBI's taxonomy places the organism in Eukaryota, Viridiplantae, Streptophyta, Magnoliopsida, Fabales, Fabaceae. The transcript has a single exon.
AUGUCUUCCCAUGGUAGCAAUGGAAAAGAAGAGCUAACCAUUUUGCGACAAUACAUACAUCAUAUACCAAGAGAUGAACCCCAUUUCGACCGCAGGUUCAGACAAAUCGACUUCAUUCUGAGCUUUGCCAUCGAGCACUACGAUAAACAUGGAAAAGGCGACGGAUAUUUCACCCCUACUUGGAAAGUAGAUCGUGAAAGUAUUGAAUUGGUGAAAAAGUUGAAAGAAAAUCAUCCAGAAGUGAGGGUGGUUAUCAGCAUUGGAGGUGUUGGCUCUGAAUUUCCAUUCAAUCCAGCUAAAAAAGAUAGAUGGAUAUUCAACGCUGUAGACUCCAUCAAAAGAAUCAUCCUUCUCUAUAACGACGACCGUAGCUACAGAAACACAAUCGACGGUAUUGAUAUUCAUUAUGAUGUCAUCAAUUCCAGUGAAGAUGAAUUCUCCUUUUGUAUUGGGGAAGUUAUAAAACAACUCAAAAAUGAUAGAAAUUUAUCUAUCCAUGUUGUGUCCAUUGCUCCAACGAAACUCGUGGAACCCUACUAUCUGAAAUUGUAUUUGGACAACAAACACAAUAUUGACUUGGUUGAUUACCAGUUCUACAAUCAAAAAUUCUCUACAAAGGAAGAAGUUGUAGAUCUCUAUAAAAAACUGGUAAUUGAUUACAAUCCUGCUAAAGUCCUAGCAGGAAUUGGCAUUCCUGUUGACCAUAUACUUGACGAGGGCAUCAAAUACCUCGUCAAACACAAAUUACUUCCGGGUAUUUUUCUUUGGAAUUUUUUGGACUCUAUUGAUGGUCCCGACACAUUCUCUAUAGAGAAAUAUCUACAAGAUCUCUGA